Molecule: messenger RNA, 1002 nt
Organism: Halichondria panicea
Lineage: Eukaryota; Metazoa; Porifera; Demospongiae; Suberitida; Halichondriidae
Exons: 6
Coding region: 1-1002 (333 amino acids)
Biological process (GO): cell communication
Cellular component (GO): membrane
Source: RefSeq, a predicted model, not a curated record
AUGAAGUCAAUCCCUGUUUUGGUGUUACUACUGGUGUCCAGUUUCGACCUGCUCAAUGCUCAGACAUUGUCGAGAACUCCUGUUCUUGCCAUUGAAGGUGGCACUACAACAGCUUGUGUCACAUAUACCAGUGCUCCUGAAUCAGUAACUGAAGUAGUGCUGUCUACGCUGGAUGGGGGCAGGGCUGCCGGUGCAGUAGGUACCACUACAGGUGGUAGCGACUUCACGUCUCUUGUCGAGACCCUCACCUUCGGCCUAGGCAUGGAGCUGGAGCAGUGUAGAGACAUUCAAACUCUUGCUGACGGGGCUCUGGAAGGGAUUGAAAUAUUCAGAAUAAAAGCUGUUUUUAGCGGAACAACAACAGACGUAAACGGGUCUCCCCAGACAGCUGUUAUUGAAAAUGUUGGCAGUAUAACAGUUGGAUUUGGCGAGACUAGCUAUCAGUUCCCCGAGGAUCAGAGUGGCCAAGCCUGUGUCGUGAUCGAAGGAAAUGGUUCCAUAGAAGGACUUUUGUUUGUAACACUCACAAUCACUCUUACUGACGAAACAGCCACAGAGGCUGACAGCGAUUUUAACCCAUCUGCACUGUCAAUGUUUAACAUUGUUCUUGACCAGAAUACUCCCGCGAGUGGCAGGUGCUUUUCCGUGCCUAUCACUCCAGAUCAGAGUGUGGAAUCAGAUGAAACGUUUCUAAUGACCAUCAACAGUAACAGUGACGGACAAUCUCAGCUUAGUCCUACCAACAGUCAAGCAGUAGUUACAAUCACUAACGAUGACGCUGUCUGUAGUGAUCCCCCUGCAUUAACUGAAGGACUGUUCUUGCUCAGCACUGCUGGGGAGGUGCCCUCAAGACGUGGGGAUACUGCUAUGUAUGGUUGCAGUUCAGGUUACGAGCUGAUUGGAGAUAGUCUAUUAACCUGCGAGCUAGGAGAUGUAUGGUCCCCAGCAAGCCCAGGCACCUGUCAAGCCACUUUAGUACCCUCACUACGCUCGGGAUACUAA